Molecule: messenger RNA, 5393 nt
Organism: Balaenoptera musculus (blue whale)
Lineage: Eukaryota; Metazoa; Chordata; Mammalia; Artiodactyla; Balaenopteridae
Gene: PXN
Product: paxillin
Exons: 16
Coding region: 634-3480 (948 amino acids)
Biological process (GO): substrate adhesion-dependent cell spreading; endothelial cell migration; transforming growth factor beta receptor signaling pathway
Source: RefSeq, a predicted model, not a curated record
GGCGCGCGCGGCGGCGGCGCGUUCCGUUCCGGGCCGAGGCUCGCGGCGGAAAAGUUGCGCGGCGGUGAGGAGCGGCCCCGGGACGGGCAGCGAGCGCGACGCCGAGCCGGCUCCUGGCGCCCGCGGCCCCGCCAUGGACGACCUCGGACCUGGAGGAGUCGGGGGCUGCAGGAACUGACCUUCCUUGGAAGUCAGAGACAUCCCGGGCCUUGGAACAAGCUUCUGAUCAGCUGGGUAGGAGCCUGGGACGCCCUGCUGGCAGACUUGGAGUCCACGACCUCCCACAUCUCCAAACGGCCUGUGUUCUUGUCUGAGGAGACCCCCUACUCGUACCCAACAGGAAACCACACAUACCAGGAGAUUGCCGUGCCACCCCCUGUCCCUCCACCCCCGUCCAGCGAGGCCCUCAAUGGCACGGUCCUUGACCCCUUAGACCAGUGGCAGCCCAGCACCUCCCGAUUCAUCCACCAGCAGCCUCCAUCCCCGUCCCCCGUGUACGGCUCCAGUGCUAAAACUUCCAGUGCCCCCAACCCCCAGGACGGCAUCGGCCUUCCGUGUCCCCGAGCCGGCGAGGAAGAGCACGUGUACAGCUUCCCCAACAAGCAGAAGUCGGCUGAGCCUUCACCCACCGUCAUGAGCUCCUCCUUGGGCAGCAACCUUUCUGAACUCGACCGCCUGCUGCUGGAGCUGAACGCCGUGCAGCAUAACCCCCCAGGCUUCCCUGCAGAUGAGGCCAACUCAAGCCCCCCACUGCCUGGGGCUCUGAGCCCCCACUACGGCAUCCCAGAGAAUAACAGCCCGCUGGGUGUCAAAGCUGGGCCACUGACCAAAGAGAAGCCCAAGCGGAACGGAGGCCGGGGCCUGGAGGACGUGCGGCCCAGCGUGGAGAGUCUCUUGGAUGAGCUGGAGAGCUCUGUGCCCAGCCCCGUCCCCGCCAUCACUGUGAACCAGGGCGAGAUGAGCAGCCCCCAGCGAGUCACCUCCAGCCAGCAGCAGACACGCAUCUCCGCCUCUUCUGCCACCAGGGAGCUGGACGAGCUGAUGGCCUCGCUGUCGGAUUUUAAGACCAGCUCCUCUGCUGUGGCCUUGAGCUCCCCAAGGCUGCUGCCCAACUCAGCUCCAUCCCCACACCACAUACUUUCUCCUCCUCCUCCUCCUCCUCCUGGGCCCUCUGUAUUGCUGCCACCCCCUAGGAAACCCUCCCCUCGAGGCCACGGCCACACCCUGGAGGUCCUCUGCACUGAGGACAAUGUGGCCCCCAGCUGGCUUGAUUUGGCUGGCCUUGGGGAGAUGCCUGACACCCCCAACUCAAGGUCUCCCUCCACGGAGAGUUCUUUGGGGCCACUGGGUGCAGAGAGCCAGGCUCGCGUUUGGAGGGACCCACCAAACGCGAGCCUGGUGAGUGAGCUCUCCAGGGUGCCUCCCGGCCACACUCUACCCCACGCUGGGUGCACAGGUCCCCAGGAGGCUGGGGAACCCCAAGUGCUGUCGGCCAACCCUUUGUGCCCGGGAGAGGCCGUGGCUGCCACAUGGGAGUGGCCGUGGGCUCUGGAGGCACUUAGGCCUGAGUUCCCCCGGGGAGCUAUGCCCAGCUUCCAGGAAGUAAUCGAGCCAGCCGCCAUGGCUGUGGACCGUCAGGCUAUCUUCCCGGAUACCUGGAGUCUCACGAAGGCACGUGGACAGCAGAAGGAGAGGGCAAGGCCAGAGCCAGGGGAGCCAGAGAGCAGAUGCCCUGCCCCAGUUGAGGAGGAGCAGUUAGGUGGAGAGACGCCCACGGUGGGCAGCCUGGUCAGGCCAGCCCAGGGGCCCGAGACCCCCAGGAGGCCAGAGGGCACCACCGAAGCCGCUGCAGAGGCCAGGAGGGAACGGCCAGAACUUCCACAGGCUGUGGUCGUGGACACACCCAACACCACGGAGAGGAUUUCCACCUCUGGCCAGGCAGGCAUCCGCUCCAUGAUCAGGAGGAGCCGGGAGACCGGCCACGCUCACCCCAUGUCCCGGGAGCCCUCCCCUCGUCGCCGGCUGGACCCCGCCACCCUGAGCAGGACCCCGUCCCAGGAGCGGCUCAUCGCGGAGCUGCAGGGUCGGCUGGGCAUCCAGCCGGAGGUGGAGGAGGCCGAGGGGGCCACGGGGGCCUCUGCCGAGGACUGGCUGACCGAGGGCAUCGUCAUCACUGUGCAGCCGUGUGGGAGGCGGGCUAGGGGGCAGCUGGUAGAGAAGGUUGUCUUCCCUCCUGGCUCUCCCAUUCCCCUGAGAAGAACCUUCUCUGUUCUGCCUUCUCCUCCUCCUCCCAGCCCUUUGCUCCAGCAUCGCAAAGACGCCUCGGCCAGCAGCUCUUCUCCCCGGCCCAGCCCGCCCACCUCCUCCACCCUGGGGCCCUCGGCUCUUCCUCGAGGUCCCCUCGGGGUCCAGAGUGCUGGGGCGGGGCCACGGGAAGACGGUGUGCAGGGCCCCACCCCGCCCACUCCUGCGCCCCACUCUGUGAGGUCCAUGGGCUGCCAGACCGACGAGGACCCACUCUUCCCCCCGAUGCAGAUCCAGGGCCUGGAACAAAGAGCGGACGGAGAGCUGUGCUGGGCGGCCGGCUGGCCUCCGAACGGCAGCCAGAGCAGCCCUGAAGGGCAGGACGAGGGAGGGUUCAUGGCCCAGGGGAAGACAGGGAGCAGCUCUCCCCCGGGAGGGCCCCCAAAGCCUGGGAGCCAGCUUGACAGCAUGCUGGGGAGCCUGCAGUCUGACCUGAACAAACUGGGGGUCGCCACGGUCGCCAAGGGGGUCUGCGGGGCCUGCAAGAAACCCAUCGCGGGGCAGGUCGUGACCGCCAUGGGGAAGACGUGGCACCCAGAGCACUUCGUCUGCACCCACUGCCAGGAGGAGAUCGGAUCCCGGAACUUCUUUGAGCGGGAUGGACAGCCCUACUGUGAAAAGGACUAUCACAACCUCUUCUCUCCGCGCUGCUACUACUGCAACGGGCCCAUCCUGGAUAAAGUGGUGACAGCCCUUGACCGGACGUGGCACCCCGAGCACUUCUUCUGUGCCCAGUGUGGAGCCUUCUUUGGGCCUGAAGGGUUCCACGAGAAAGACGGCAAGGCCUACUGCCGGAAGGAUUACUUUGACAUGUUCGCCCCCAAGUGUGGCGGCUGCGCCCGAGCCAUCCUGGAGAACUACAUCUCGGCCCUCAACACCCUGUGGCAUCCUGAGUGCUUUGUGUGUCGGGAAUGCUUCACACCAUUUGUCAAUGGCAGCUUCUUCGAGCACGACGGGCAGCCCUACUGUGAGGUGCACUACCACGAGCGGCGGGGCUCGCUGUGCUCCGGCUGCCAGAAGCCCAUCACCGGCCGCUGCAUCACUGCCAUGGCCAAGAAGUUCCACCCGGAGCACUUUGUCUGUGCCUUCUGCCUCAAGCAGCUCAACAAGGGCACCUUCAAGGAGCAGAACGACAAGCCUUACUGUCAGAACUGCUUCGUCAAGCUCUUCUGCUAGGCCCGCUCAUCCCUUCCUCUGCCCCGCUUCCCGGCCCAGCCUCCCAACUGCUACUGUGACCCAGAGGCCUCGCCCAGGGGUGAAGGGGCAAACCCGACUGAAACUGGAACCACGUCCUUGGCUGGUGCAGGAUGGCAAGAGGGUCCUGAGGGGUCCUGCCUGCUUUUCUUACCCACUGCCAGAGCCUCUGGGCCUCCUUCCUCCUCCUGCAGCUCUCCCCAGGCUGCCAGCUCUUCACCCUCCCCAGAGGCAGAGGCUGGAGGGCGGCACCUGUGUCCCCACGAACCCGCCUGGCCAGGCCAGCACCCCACACUGGAGCCAUCUCUCACUCAUAUUUCGGCAGUGGAGCUGGGGGUGGGGGUGGGGAGGGCAGGCAGGGUCACAUGGGGGCCUCUUUUCGUCCUUAUCCUCCCCCCACAACCUAAUGAUCCUUGUUUCGAGAGUAUUGGGGGACAGCAGCUCCCUCCAGACAAUGCCAGCGUCCACCCAUCCAUCCAUCCAAGGGCGGAAGUGUCCAAGUGGCCACGGAAGUUUCCUUGUGCGCCUCCUGCCCUUCCAGUCUCCCCAGGCCUGGGCAGCUGCCCCCCGACCUCUGUAACUGCUCUGGUUCUACUGAGAAAGGCCUCUCCAGCAAUAAUGUUUUAUAGUCACUUCCUCCUUCUCCGGGGAUGGUGUGAGGUGGGGUUUCACCCCGUGCCUGGACACUGUACCAACUUUGAUAGAUUUCUACACUGAGGUUUGAAUUCAUAUCGUCUGAGUUGCUUUUACUUCUCUAUACAAAAAUGAUUUUGAAGAGAUUUUAAAGACGUCUCCUUUUGUACCUUUCCCCCGUGUGCACUGCCACUGUCCUGUGUAUGCCACGGUGGCUCUGGUAUAUGGGGUUUGCCUUGUACUGAGGGCUUGGAGGGAGGGAAGCAUUUGUAUUUUAUUUUUUCUUAGCACAAGCAGGUGAACUGGGAGCAGCUCUGUGACUCCCCUUCUCUAACUUCACAGCUCUUCACAAGGACUGUUUUAUAAACUGCUGUAUUUUGAAACCCCUUCCUUACUAUCCAGGCCAGCAAGCUUUUCACUGAAACCGGCCUUAAGGGUGUCUUGCCCUUUGGGGCCUAGAAUUCCGAACCUCAUCCGUCCUGUUCCUGAGGGAGGAGAAGGGGGAAGUACACUUUGUGGGUGCUGUUUCCUAAGUAAGCCAUUAGAAGUGUCCACUCCCCUGUGAACUUUCUGGCAACAAAGAGAACAUUCUUGGCCUUCUCACUGCUUCUCUGGGGCUUGCUCUUCUGCCUCCUCAGGAAAGCUGGUAUCUGAUUUUGACCAUUAGUCUUGUUGAUGCCACUGGGUGCAUCCCUUCCCCAAAUUUCCUGCCCUCCCUGGAGACUGGUGUCCUGGGGAAAAGAGCCCAGGUCGUUGGCUGGGGGCCUGCUAGGAUUCUGGGCAAAAGGACAAGAUCUCGCUGAAGCAACAGGAAGCCCCCAGAGUGCUCUCCCCCAAGGAUGAGACAGGUAGUGCUGGGGUUCUGGGUUAGUGGAACGGGGUCCCAGUGCGGUCUAAAGUGAGGAAGAGCCAGACCACUCCGCUAGCCUCCUAGCAGAGGCUGGGUGUGCUGAGCCUCUCAAGGAGGCUUCCCAAGGAGGGAAGAGAGUCCCUCCUUGGUGGCAGGGCUGAGAGCAGCCCGGGUCUGGGGAGGUCAGCCAGGCCCCGCCACGGGUCUAAUGUCUCCACGUCUACCCACAGGCCUUAUUGCUCUGUUUACAGUGACCCUUCCCCUAGAGGACCUGGGGUUUCAGAGGUCCACCCUCUGGGUCAAUGGUUAUUUGAUGAUUUUAAUUUUUUUUCUCUGUAAACUUAUAACCUGGCUUUUCCCCAUUUCAAUUCCUGUGAUUUAUGCCAAUAAAGUUUGCCAUUAUUUUCACCUG